AUGUCGCUCAAGCGCAAAGCGGCCGAUGUGGCAGUAGACGCCGUCAAGAAGCCCAAGGCCAAUGGCUCCAUCACGUCCUUCUUCGGCCAGCCGAAACCCAAUCCUCCAUCCUCGUCUACCAAUCCAUCUCAACCAACUUCAUCCCCUACCGCUCCGGCCACGGUCCAGCCCAAAUUCGACAAAGCGGCUUGGAUUGCAAAGCUCUCCGAUGAGCAGAAGCAGCUUCUCAAGCUCGAAAUCGAAACAUUGCACGAGAGCUGGCUCGCAGUGCUCAAAGACGAAAUCACUUCCCCUUCCUUCCUUGAACUCAAGCGAUACCUCAAGAAAGAAGUGGAAAGCGGAAAGAAAGUCUUCCCGCCAAGCGAAGACGUCUACAGCUGGUAACACGACCUGAAAUUGCACAACACACGUAGAUAUAUAUGAGCAUUUGUGGCUGAUUCGUUUUUGUACUGCAGGUCACGACACACCCCGCUGCCCUCCGUGAAAGCCGUCAUCCUCGGUCAAGACCCAUACCACAACAUCAACCAAGCUCAUGGCUUGUGUUUCUCUGUCCGACCACCUCAAAAGGCACCGCCUUCGUUGAAGAACAUGUACAUUGCGCUGAAGAAAGACUAUCCAGAAUUCAAAGAGCCGCCGAUGGGAUGUGGACUGCUGACGCCCUGGGCAGACCGUGGCGUGCUGAUGCUCAAUACAUGUCUUACAGUCCGAGCGCACGAAGCGAACUCCCAUUCCGGCAAAGGCUGGGAGAAAUUGACGCAGAAAGUCAUCGAUACCGUGGCGCAGAAGAGGACCAACGGAGUGGUGUUCCUCGCCUGGGGCAAUCCCGCCCAACAGCGAUGCAAGGCUGUCAAUGGUACCAAGCAUCUGGUUCUCAAGAGCGUUCAUCCGAGUCCUCUCAGUGCGCACAGAGGCUUUCUGGACUGUGGGCAUUUCAAAAAGACCAACGAGUGGCUGGAGUUGCGGUACGGUGAGGAAGGAAAGAUCGAUUGGAACCUCGAUGUCAAGCCUGAGGAUGCCGGUGUUUGA
Lecanosticta acicola is the source of this 1026-nucleotide messenger RNA. NCBI's taxonomy places the organism in Eukaryota, Fungi, Ascomycota, Dothideomycetes, Mycosphaerellales, Mycosphaerellaceae. The record is from the annotation of a GenBank genome assembly.